Linum trigynum is the source of this 3379-nucleotide messenger RNA. NCBI's taxonomy places the organism in Eukaryota, Viridiplantae, Streptophyta, Magnoliopsida, Malpighiales, Linaceae. The record is from the annotation of a GenBank genome assembly.
UGAAGGAGAGAGGAGAGAAUUUGAAUCCAAGCUUGUAAAACCUAACGAAGCCGCUGUUUUUUCUUCUCCGCUCACUCCCUUAAAUCGCAGAGGAAAAGGCUGUGUAGCCGUCUGUGAUAGAUUCCGCCACCGAUCACCGCCGGUACAAAGGUCAGUUAUUCUCUUGAAAAAGCUCUCGUCUUUCAAGUUAGAUUUGUCUCUGUAGACUGUAGGUUCUGACCCCCUUUCCAUGCUUCAUAUAUUUUAUAUCGGCUGCGAUUGAAUUUGAACGCGCUAAACCCUGUAUGUUUUCUCGUCUCGUCGAGCAAAAUAUUACGUUUGGAUGUGUUCAUGGUGAAAGUAUAAGGUUACCGGUUGUGGGAGAUUUUAUUAUUUGCUUGCAAUCUGGUUGUUCUGAAUUAUCUUGUUGAUCGGUGUUCUUAUGAACAAGCUACUAUACUAAGGCUAGGGUGCAGUUUUGGUGUCAUAAUUCUCUGGUCGUUUCAAUGAAAUCAAUAUAUGUCUGUUCGAUUCCAUGUUGGUUGAAAUCCAUUCUGCUUGUUGCAGAUACAUGGCUCAAUACGAUUUCAAGAAGAUCACUGUCGUCCCAACUGGGAACGACUUGAUCGACAUUGUUCUCUCUCGCACUCAGCGCCAGACCCCUACGGUGAUCCACAAGGGGAAUGCAAUUUCCCGCGUCCGCCAGUUCUACAUGCGAAAGGUGAAGUUCACCGAAACCAACUUCACUGAUAAGCUCUCCAAAACCAUUGAGGAUUUCCCUCGAGUAGAAGAUAUCCAUCCCUUUUACGGCGACCUCCUUCACGUCCUCUACAACAAGGAUCACUACAAACUCGCACUUGGGCAGCUCAACACAGCAAGAAAUCUCAUCAAGAGGAUACGUGAAGACUAUGUGAAGCUCUUGAAAUAUGGCGACUCGCUCUACCGGUGCAAGUCAUUGAAGCGUGCAGCACUUGGCCGAAUGUGUACUGUGACCAAGCGCAUUGGGCCGAGCUUGGCCUACCUCGAACAUGUCAGGCAGCACAUGGCGAGGCUUCCCUCGAUCAACACGGGCGCUCCAACGAUCUUGAUUUGUGGAUGCCCCAAUGUUGGGAAGAGCUCUUUCUUGAACAAGAUCACCAGGGCUGAUGUGGAGGUCCAACCAUAUGCUUUCACCACGAAAUCGCUCUUUGUGGGGCAUACGGACUACAAGUACCUGAGGUAUCAGGUGAUCGAUACACCGGGGCUCUUGGACAGGCCUCUUGAGGAUAGGAACAUCAUCGAGAUGUGCAGCGUUACAGCUCUUGUGAAUCUCCAUGCUGCUAUCUUGUUCUUCUUGGACCUAUCGGGCUCGUGUGGCUACAGCAUCUCUCAACAAGCAGCAUUAUUCCACAGCAUCAAGAUGAUGUUCCGGAACAACCCUGUGCUCAUUGUCUGCAACAAAACAGAUUUGCAGACCUUGGAAGGACUGAGUGGAGAAGACCUGAAGCUUGUCAUGGAGAUGAAAUCCGCAGCACUGAAGACUAUCCCUGGUCAAGGAGGUGAAGCUGCUAAUAACCAGGAUGUGCUCCUGACCAUGAGCACGAUAACCGACGAAGGCGUGAUGGCAGUAAAGAAUGCAGCUUGCCAGAGGCUGCUGGAUCAGCGAUCGGAGCGUAAGAUGAAAUCCAAGAAGAUGCCUACCGUGUUGAAUCGCUUCCAUGUAGCAAUGCCAAAGCCGCGUGACCAAAAGGAGAGGCCAGUCUGCAUACCCCAAGCAGUUUUGGAAGCCAGAGCAGAAGAGGCAGCACACGAGGAGAGAAAAACCGAGAAGGAUAUCGAAAAUGAGAAUGGUGGUGCUGGUGUGUACUCUGCCAGCUUGAGGAAGCACUACAUUCUAGCGGAUGACGAUUGGAAGCUGGACAUAUUGCCCGAGUUCCUUGAUGGCCAUAAUGUGUAUGAUUUCAUUGAUCCGGAUAUCUUGCAGAGGGUUGAGGAGCUGGAACGUGAAGAAACAGCAGUAGAGGAAGAUGGUGGUGACUUUGAGAUGGAGGAUGAAGAUUUUACUGCCGAGGCUGAAAAAGACCUGCAAGAAAUCAGGAAGAGGAAGAAGUUGUUGAUCCAAAAGCAUAGGAUCAAGAAGAGCACUGCAGAAAGUCGGCCAACUGUGCCUAGGAAAUUUGACAAGGACAGGAAGUUCACUACUGAGAGAAUGGGAAGGCAGCUGUCAAGCUUGGGGAUCAAUCCUUCUCGUGCUAUCGAACGUGCUAGGAGCAGGUCUGUCUCCAGGAAAGGAAGGAAGAGAGAGAGGUCUGUUGGUGGGGAUGGUGAGGAUGAAAUGGAGAUCGAUGGUGGUUUGGAUAACAAGAAGAAGCUGAGGCUGAGAUCAAGGUCAAGAUCAGUGUUGUCUCAGCGGCCUCUUGGGGAGGUUGUACCUGGAGAAGGGUUCAAGGACUCUGCUCAGAAGAUGAAAGCUGUUACAAUGGCCAGGAAUGCUACCAAGAAGAGGAACAAGGAUGCUCGGCGUGGUGAGGCAGAUAGAGUUAUCCCGACGCUUAGACCAAAGCACCUGUUCUCUGGGAAGCGCUCCAUCGGGAAAACAGAUCGAAGAUAAUAGGCAUUUAGAGGUUUGCAGGCUGCACAUUCUAGUUCCUACAAUGUUUUCUUCUUCUAUCUGGUUAGCUUUUAUGCUGCUGUUUUCUCUUGACCGAUGAUAUAUGUGCAUGGCUUUUCUAAUCUUGCAGGAAGGGUAUAGAUUCGGCUUGCUGUUUGAGUUUGACUAUCAUUUUGCUGUUGAUUCUGGCCUGGCGUUAUUAGGUGGUAUAGAGGUGCUUAUUCAUUUUGUGUUCUCUUUUCUGCUGAGAAAUUGUUCUGGGAGUGAGGCUCUAUCUAUUUAGAUUAGACAUGGUCCUGUUGGUAUUACGUUAAAACUUUAUGGGGAGCAGGGGAGAUUUUGGGUAAACUAUGUUCUCUGAAUUAAAGAAUUGUUCGUGGGUUAUGUUAUGAAGUCGUUCUUCUGUUUCCCCUGGGAUGGAAAGGUUACGGCAUUUCCCUUGAAUCGAGUUGGCUUUUUUGCUCACCUAGGGAGUCCACUGUGUUCUGGACAUCAAGGCCUCCUCUUUACCUAUGUGAUCUGUUGUUGAAAAUCACACCAAUUUACACAGACCUAGAUGCAACUGUCUGCUUUGUUUGAUGGUAUCGAACAAAUCACUAUGUCAACUUGCUUCACUGCCUCCACUAUAAUAUUCUCAUCCUGCAAUGAACCCUGGGAAAAUAGAAGAAGAAAUCCACAUUUGGAAUGCAAAAUCCAAUGAAGCUAAUAAUGAGCGCGGGAGAAUUGCAGAAAGAUGCUACCUUUAUUGCAGUGGCAUGAUUAUCUUUUGUAAUGUUAUCUUCCGUGAAUCAAUAUAUGAUUAUCAUUUGU